This is a messenger RNA of Aspergillus luchuensis, 2112 nucleotides long. RefSeq names its product putative MFS transporter. NCBI's taxonomy places the organism in Eukaryota, Fungi, Ascomycota, Eurotiomycetes, Eurotiales, Aspergillaceae. Gene Ontology annotation, molecular function: transmembrane transporter activity. Gene Ontology annotation, biological process: transmembrane transport. The coding region runs from base 1 to 2112 and encodes 703 amino acids. The record is from RefSeq and is a predicted model, not a curated record. The transcript has 3 exons.
AUGCCUGCGCCAAAAUCCGGCUCUCAAGGAACCGCCGGGCGUCCGUCGCUACCCUCUUUAUCGCUCUCCUCCACCACCCCUUCCUCGGCCAUCUCUACUCCAGCGGCCACUCCCAACCCCCUCUCGGCCACCUCCUCCUCCUUCGCCCAAGCCUCUAAGAGCCGGAAUGCUCGUCAUACCCGAGCCACUUCCUGGACAUCCGGUCACGAUCAAGGCGGCGAACCCGACCCCGCGGACUUUACCUCUUCUCAACAACGUCGUCGCCGAGAAUCCAACAUCUCGUUAGCUGACGUCUCUGAGGGCUCUUCCGGCCGCUACGACGACGAUUACGACGAUAAUCGCUCUCACACCAACAUGGCCGUGAGGAACACUUCCUUCGACUGGGGUCCUGGACACGCUCGCAGUCGCUCUCAUUCCUACAGCCAGCCACAGAUGUCUCUCCUACAACCUCAAGAACUGGCCGACUCGUCGGCUCCCCGGCCUCGUCCAGCACCCGUUACAUGGAUGUCCCUUCCGCGCAAAGGGCAGUUGGCCCUGUUGGGUCUCUGUCGUGUCUUCGACUUCCUCCAGAUUGCCUCCCUGCAAGCUUACAUGUUCUACCAACUGAAAUCCUUCGAUGAGAACCUCUCCGACGCCGAUGUCUCCACCCAGGCCGGUAUCCUCCAGGGUGCCUUUACCGCCGCGCAAUUUGCAACAGCUAUCCCUUGGGGCCGUGUCGCCGAUGCAGAAUGGGGUGGUCGCAAGUUUGUCUUGCUGGUUGGUCUUAUUGGUACCGCGUUGUCCUGUCUGGGUGUUGCCUUUUCGACGUCGUUCGCGCAGGCCGUGUUCUGGCGUUCUUUUGGCGGUGCCAUCAACGGGACGGUUGGUAUUAUUCGGACCAUGAUCGCGGAGAAUGUCAAGGAGAAGAAAUACCACUCGCGCGCGUUCCUGAUUCUGCCUAUCGGGUUCAACGUCGCCGCGUUGUUCGGACCUGUGAUGGGUGGUAUGCUGGCUGAUCCGGUCAAGGCGUAUCCUCGACUCUUCGGUCCUGAUUCUUCUUUCGGCGGCGCCGACGGUGUGCAGUGGCUCAUUCGCUACCCGUAUGCGCUGCCCAUGCUGGCGAAUUGCAUUUUCCUGACAUUUGCUGCGGUCUGUGUCGCCAUCGGUCUUGAAGAGACUCUGGAAGCUUGCAAGGGCAAGCCCGGUCUGGGCGUGUUCUCGAUGCGCAUCUUCGCUCGCGGCAUCCGGGCCAUCGUUCCUUCGAACUCUCCGCUGUAUCAGAGACUGCCAUUCGCGGACUACGACGAGGCUGGUCCUCUGCUGAACCGCAGAGACCCGGCCGAGAGCUACGAGAUGGAAGAGAAGGCGACCAAGGCAAGCCGUCAGGCUCGCACUUUGCCUUUCCGCCGGAUCUGGACCAAGAACGUGCUGUGCACGCUGUUGGCGCAGGCCUUCUUCGACUUUCAGAUGGGUGCUUUCAACAAUCUCUGGUUGCUUUUCCUCUCUACCCCGCGUUAUGAUGCCAACGACCCUGCCAGUCCGGUCCAGAGACUGCCCUUUAUCUUCACUGGCGGUCUGGGCAUGCUGCCACAAAGUGUUGGUUUCGCUACUGCCAUUCUCGGUGUGAUUGGCAUGCUUCUCCAGUUCACCAUUUACCCCAGCAUCAACAACCGUUUGGGCACGGCCAAGAGUUACCAGUACUUCUUGACCCUUUUCCCUCUGGCGUACGCAUUCGCGCCAUACAUUGCUCUUGCUCCGUCGUCCGCACCCCCGCCGGGCCAGGCCAACGGCGGAUGGGUGUGGUUCUCCAUCAUUGUGGUCUUGUUCCUGCAAGUGACGGCACGAACCUUCACUCUUCCCACCUCCAUCAUUCUCCUGAACAACUGCUCUCCGCACCCGUCAGUGCUCGGCACCAUCCACGGCAUCGGCCAGUCCGUGUCCUCGGCGUUCCGUACCAUUGGACCGAUCUUUUCCGGAUCGUGGUACGGCUACGGUCUGGAGAUGGGCAUGGUCGGAUUCGCCUGGUGGCUGAUUGCAUUGGUGUCGGUGUUUGGCUGCGUGGCAGCCAUCUUUGUCUACGAAGGUUCCGGACAUGAAGUCUUCCUCCCCGGUGAGGAAGAAGAGCGGGACUAA